Molecule: messenger RNA, 5646 nt
Organism: Cloeon dipterum
Lineage: Eukaryota; Metazoa; Arthropoda; Insecta; Ephemeroptera; Baetidae
Exons: 26
Coding region: 275-5161 (1628 amino acids)
Cellular component (GO): cytoskeleton
Source: RefSeq, a predicted model, not a curated record
AUCUGAUUCGUGCAUCGCCGAUCUGCCGGAAGUGGGGCCCGCAGCUGUUGCAGUCCUCUCGUGAAUCGAGUGAAGAAGUCUUGUUUGGUGACCGUGAUUAGUCAGCCGCUUGAAUCCUUAUCAAUAAUCGGGUGUCGGAGCCGUCGGCUGACGCGAACUGCGAGUCCAAGACACCGUCGAGUCGGCGGCUAAACACAUGGCGGACAGGAGAUCGUGCAGACUCCGCAACUCGGUAAACGCUCCCACCACGUCGCCUGCCUAGCACAGGAGGACCAUGGCCGAGGAGGCCAGCGCGAGGGGCAGUCCAUCGCGACAGUCAGGUGGGCAGAGGAUGCCUCCACAGCCGCAUCCUCGCCACCGGCGGCUGCCCCCGGAAGCAGAGGAAGAGGAGCAUGAGCUGCCCCCAUCGCCUCCGCGCACUUCGCCUCCUCCGCCAGCGCCUGAGCCACGGCUGUCGCAGCUCUUUGAUCGACUUUCCCAUCUGACAGAGCUCACGCACAAUUUGCAACAGCAGCAGCAGCAGCAACAACAACAACAACAAGGCAGCCCGAGGCUAUUGCCUCGAAGAGCUAGGGCCCCGCUGUCACCACCAAACAUCUCGUAUGGACCAGGCCCAGCAGAUGAGCCGCGGCCAAAUGCACAACAACGCCUGCUCGCCGACCUUGAACUGCUGGAGGCGGCCGGGGCGGCAGACGUCAGUUCGCCAGCCCUUUUGCUGGCGUACUGGGCAGCCUCUGGAAGGCCUCCACCAGGGCCCCCGCCGGCCUCGGUCGACUGGCAGCAACGGUGCGUCGAACUGGAGCUGGAACUUCAUCAAUUCCGCAUGCAAGCUGGAAGGGUGCGUGAUCUUCUACGAGAUAAGGUAUGUCCCACAAAUGCCAAUUCAGACGAAAUCGCGGACUUAGAACUGGAUUACCUGGCCGAGUUGGAAUCUCGUCUGUUGGAAGCUGAGAGCAGGGCCGAUGAAGCCGAGGAUAAAGUCAGGAGCAUGGAGCAGAGAUUGGCCGCGGAAAACCCGGCCGACUGGUCACCCACCCCCAGCGGUGGCGGCGUCGAGAUUCACGGAAAGGAAAAGGAAAUCUCGCGGCUAGAGUCUCAGGUAGAAGAACAGCGGCUGCUCCGCCUGCAAGAUGCCAAACAAGUUGAAGCGAAAGCAGCUAAAAUCAAGGAGUGGGUUACCAAUAAACUUAGAGAGUUGGAGGAGCAGAAUCAACAAUUGAGGGAGCAGAAUCAAAAGUGCACCGAGCAGCUCGACCUCUUGCGAAACCACCUGACGCAACUGGGCCGACAGAGACGAGGAUCCAGCAAAGACAGACAUACGUCCAGAGCCAGCCUUGCGGAGGCUGACCAGUCACCGCCCCCAGCCUCCCUGCCCCCAGAUCUUCCAGCUCGUCCUGCCUCAGCCUCUUCCUCUUCUCUCGGGCUGUCGUCCACUCACGGUUCUUCCCUAGGACACCGCCGCUCAGACAGCCUGGGCUCUUGCUCUCCGGAACCAAUGUACCUGGACGCAGACCACGGUGGGGGAAGGAGACGAUCGAGACACCAAAGACUUAGUCCUGGCCCAAGCAAUUUGACCCGUGAUAUACACGCUGCUGUGGCGAGCCUUGUUCACCUGCCGGCGGCGUCGCGCACAAGUCCCUGCGCCCCUUCUAGCACGCCAUCCCUCCCUGCUUUCCAAGUUGAUGACGGCCAACACGAUUACGCUGAAAUAUACACGCCAAGCAAAGAGAGCGUUACAGGCUCCUGGGGCGCUGCUGGAACCUGCAGGGAAAGCUCAGGAGGCAGCAGCAGCGGCGGCAGUGACCAAAGAGCAGACCAUUCCCAAGCCUCCUGCAGCUGCAUCGACGACUCCAGACCGCCGACACCCCCGCUUCAUAGAUUCCCCUCUUGGGAGUCGAAAAUUUACCAAGUAGCGGACGAAGGCUUCCAGCUUCCUAGCAUUGUAAACGGCACUUCGACAAUGAAGAGUGACUCUACAAACAACAACACCGGCUCCCUCAGGGGACCAAAACCUGGAGGCUAUAUUGGGGACAUUAGCGUACCCGUGUACGCUACCGUGAAGGGGAGAGCCAGCCAGAUCCGGUCCAUGCCCUUCACUGGCGAUUCUUCCGACUCCUCUGACGGCGAAGAUGGCCAUAACACGGCCAGCCAAGAAAACACCCUUCGUGGCGUGAGCAGGACCAGCAGUGGCGGCGACACCACGGACCAGUCUUCAGGGGACACGGGAUCUAAUCCAAGCAAGAGUUUAAGGACGUCCAUGCAGGGCCUCACACUCUCACCUGCAGCCAAACUCAAUGCAACAAAUAGCAGCUCAUCUCCGUCAAAGAUUAAAAGAGAAAACUGCUCAAUGGAGUCAGCUACCAGCGAGGAUUACGCCAUUCCACCAGAUGCGCUGUCGUGCUGCGAAUCGACAAGCAUUGAGUCUUCAAUGCCCUCCUUGGUAGCCGGCCGCUCCAAUUCAUGCAUGAUGGAUGUGCACGUCACGCCUGUGCACUCAGCCAACAGCACGGGCAACAGGGAGAGUUUGGAGAAGCAAGGCUACCUCACCAAACUGGGUGGCAAGCUGAAAACCUGGCGGAAGCGGUGGUUCGUUCUUAAAAACGGCGUAAUCAUGUACUGGAAAUCGCAGAAUGACGUGAGCAGAAAGCCGCAAGGCCACAUCGAGCUCGAUGACCUGUGCAGGGUCACGAGAGCGGAAGGCGCAGCCACGUUUGAGAUCUCAACUGGUAAAAAGACGUACUACCUGACAGCAGACUCAAUCGCCGCGAUGGAGGACUGGAUUAGAGUGUUGCAAAACGUGCAGCGGAGAAACGCGACCAAGCUGCUCCUGCACAAGGAAGAGCACAAGCCGACCAUCCAGGGCUGGCUGACCAAAGUCAAAAACGGACACACGAGAAGGUGCUGGUGCGUGCUAAUCGGAAAAAUGUUCAUGUACUUCAAAGGGCCUACAGACAAUACUCCACUUGGACAAAUCAAUAUGAGAGACGCGAGAGUCGAGGAGGUCGACCACGUCUCAGACUCAGAUAGCGCAGAGGAGCACGACGGCGAUCGCAUCCACCUGCACUCUUCAGACCUCACCAUUGUGCUCCACCCCUCGCACCAGGGGCCCACGUACCUGAUAAUGCCAACAAAGCAGGAUAAGGAUACGUGGAUGUACCACCUGACGGUUGUGUCAGGGGGAGGCUCAAAUGCUGGCACUCAAUAUGAACAGUUGGUGCAGCGAUUGAUGGAAGUUGAUGGCGACCCAACUUGCGUUCUUUGGAGGCAUCCACUACUCUUACACACCAAAGAUAGCAUUACUUCACCCUUGACUACUCUGCCUAGAGAAGAACUGCAAGCGGAAGCCCUAAAACUCUUCAAGUCCUGUCAACUCUUCAUGUCGGUACCACUGGACGCUGCAGGCAUCGACUACCACGUGGUGCUGGCGCAGAACGCACUGCAACAGUGUCUCACGUCCCCGGAAUUGCAAGCAGAACUGCUGUGUGGAUUGAUGAAGCAAACAUCCAGGCACCUCCAACACAAGAUUGGAGUGCAGGUAAACCCUCGCCUGCUGCUCUCCGACAAGCUUAGGCACUCAAAGCGCCGCCAGUUGCUGCUGUGCGCCACGCAAUCGUUAUUCUUAUGUGACGCCGCAAACGCUCAACAGAAGGCAUCUCCGACCUCGCAACAGUCUGCACCCGGCGGCGCCAUCGGUGGCGCCGGACCCACUGGGGCCGGUGCCACGGGCGCCGCCUCCACGGCUGGAGGCAACAACGUGCUGCCUCUCGACUGCAAGGCCAACCCGCCGAGCUUCGUCUUCAUCCAGGGCUGGCAGCUGCUUGCGCUCGCUGUCUCCCUCUUCCUCCCCAGGAACAGCCGGCUCCUCUGGUUCCUGCGCCUGCACCUCGCCAGAAAUGCAGACUCCAAAACGGAAUGCGGAAAGUAUGCCGCGUACUGCCAAAGAGCAUUGGAGAGAACCCUGGCAAAUGGAGCUAGAGAAGCGAGACCGUCAAGAAUGGAGGUGCUGUCCAUCCUUCUAAAGAACCCCUACCACCACUCACUUCCCCAUGCUAUCCCAGUCCACAUGCUAAACGGAACCUACCAGGUUGUGAGUUUCGACGGCUCAACGAUUGUGGAGGAGCUUCUGGCGUCUUUAGUGCAGGAGAUCGGGUGCCGGGACGUGACCCAGUCGGGCUUCACCCUGUCCAGCGAUGACCCCAUUGACCGUGAUUUAGAGCACUACGUAGCGCACUCGGCGAAAGUCUGUGAUGUGAUUUCCAAGUGGGAAGUGGCCUUGAGGGAGAAGGGCUCGGGCAAGUUUGAGAACUCACGGGCUAUCAAGCUGAGCUUCAAGUCGCGUCUUUGGUGGCGGCACAACACCAAGCGCGAGACGGACAAGGAGCGGCUGCUUUUGUGUUACCAGUGCUCCCAGCAGGCGGCCAGAGGCCGCAUGCCCCUCAACAAGUCGCUCGCGCUCGAGCUGGCCGCCCUGAUGGCCCAGAUCGACAUGGGCGAGUACCCUGAGAAGGCGCCGCCGGGCAAUCCGCACUUCCUCGCGCAGCAGCUGCAGUCAGCAAUGGACAAAUUCCUGCCCGCAAGGUACAGAGACAACGCUACGCCCCAACAGCUCACCGAGCUGCAUGAUAAUUUGGCUGAGAAGUGGAUCGCCUUACGUGGAAGGAGUGUGAUUGAUUGUGUUAGAAUUUAUUUGACGUGCGUCAGAAAGUGGUCAUAUUUUGGAACUUCACUUUACCAAGCCAAAAUGUGCUCAGGUCCAGAAAAAGGUGUUGUGUGGAUGUCUGUGGGCGAGGAUGCUGUGACAAUUCUUGAGCUGGGCACAAUGGCGCUGAAGGCGCGAUAUGCAUACACCAGCGUGGUCACCUUUGGCGGUUGCCAAGAUGACUUCAUGCUGGUGGUCAGUAGGGAGGCAGAGGGCAAGGGCACGUCCCAAAGACUGCUGUUUGCUUUGAGCCAAGCAAAGAUUCUGGAGGUGACUCUGCUGAUAGCCGACUACAUGAAUGCCUUAGGCCAAACGCUGCCUGGAACGCCACAGACUAGCUCUCUGACCCGGCACGGCUCGCACCGGUCGCAGAGGUCGCGCGCCGUGGGCACCAUGUCGCACUGCGGCACCAACUCGCGAGGCCAGCACUUUAACAUGACAGCUUCGACAGACACCGCAUAGCCCUCGGCCACUGAUAGUCCAGUAGCAGCGACAAGCAAAUCGCCAGCACCCAAGAAGCCAGCAAAUAAUGUCCAAACCAAUGGCUGCUGUCAGCGCUCAAGGCACAUAACAUACAAACCAGGCUGUAAAUUUUAAAGGAAAGAAAAUAACAAUGAAUUACAAAAAGUGCUAAAACAAUGAAGGACAUUUCGAUUUAAAAGUGGUUUAGGCCCAUGUGCGGGAGAUUUUGAUAUUACCAAUUGUGUAACUCGGUAAAUUUAUAUGUUAAGGUACGACUUGUAAUAAGCUAAAAAAAAACACACACACACACACAGUUCUUGCAACUGCGAGCAUUCCUAAGUUGUUCUCGAUUGAUAUUAAAUAAGUAUAUAUGUAUUUUUGCUUUAACUGCAUAACAAUGAGAAAAGCUCUGAUUUUGAAACGUGUAUUGACAACUUUACUGGUUUUUUUCAUAACUGAUAUAAUAUAGACAAAAUAUUUAAGCA